GAGCGGCAGGAGCGGCGGCGCCGAGCGGGGCCGCGCGGCGGGGCGCGGGGAGCGGCGGCGGAGGCAGAGCCGGAGCAACAUGGCGCCGGUGGGCGGGGGCGGGCGCCCGGGCGGCGGGCCAGCCCGAGGGCGCCUCCUCCUGGCGGCGCUGGUGCUGCCGGUGCUGCUGUGGGCGCGGGGGGCCCGGGGCCAGGGCACCCCGCAGCGGGGCAAGAUCGUGGGCAUGAGGCUGGCGAGCUGCAACAAGUCGUGUGGGAUGAACCCGGAUGGCAUCAUCUUCGUGUCCGAGGGCAGCACGGUGAACCUGAGGCUGUACGGCCAGCGCCUGGGCGACAUCUCCAGCAACCUGAUCUCCUUCACGGAGGUGGACGACGCCGAGACCGCCCACAACUCCACCAACUGCCUAGAGCUCACCAAGGACCUGGUCGUCCAAAAGCUGGUGAACGUGAGCCGCGGGAACACGUCCGGGAUGCUGGUGGUGCUCACCAAGUUCCUUCGCAGGAGCGAGAACGUCAAGCUGUAUGCGCUGUGCACCCGGGCCCGCGCCGAUGAGCCCUGGGUCAAGUGGACGGACAAGGACUCGCUGCUUUUCAUGGUGGAGGAGACUGGCAGGUUCCUGCCGCUCUGGCUGCACAUCCUGCUGAUUACGGUGCUGCUCGUGCUGUCGGGUAUAUUUUCGGGCCUCAACCUGGGGCUGAUGGCCCUGGACCCCAUGGAGUUGCGCAUUGUGCAGAACUGUGGCACAGAGAAGGAAAAGCGCUACGCCCGCAAGAUUUUGCCCAUCCGGUGCAAGGGCAACUACCUGCUGUGCUCGCUGCUCCUGGGGAAUGUCCUGGUCAACACCUCCCUCACCAUCCUCCUAGACAACCUCAUCGGGUCCGGCAUCAUGGCUGUGGCCUCCUCCACCAUCGGCAUCGUCAUCUUUGGGGAGAUCGUCCCUCAGGCCCUGUGCUCGCGCCACGGGCUGGCCGUGGGUGCCAACACCAUCGUGCUCACCAAGUUCUUCAUGCUGCUCACCUUCCCGCUCAGUUUCCCCAUCAGCAAACUCCUGGACUUCUUUCUGGGCCAGGAGAUUCGCACCGUUUACAACCGGGAGAAGCUGAUGGAGAUGUUGAAGGUGACCGAGCCCUAUAACGACCUCGUAAAGGAGGAGCUCAAUAUGAUCCAGGGAGCCCUGGAGCUGCGGACCAAAACCGUGGAGGACAUCAUGACGCAGCUGCAGGACUGCUUCAUGAUCCGCAGCGACGCCAUCCUGGACUUCAACACCAUGUCCGAGAUCAUGGAGAGCGGCUACACCCGCAUCCCCGUCUUCGAAGACGAGCAGUCCAACAUCGUCGAUAUUCUCUAUGUCAAGGACUUGGCCUUUGUGGACCCCGAUGACUGCACCCCGCUGAAGACCAUCACCCGCUUCUACAACCACCCGGUACACUUUGUCUUCCACGACACCAAACUGGAUGCCAUGCUGGAGGAGUUCAAGAAGGGGAAGUCCCACCUGGCCAUCGUGCAGAAGGUGAACAACGAGGGGGAGGGAGACCCCUUCUACGAGGUCCUGGGCCUGGUCACCCUGGAGGACGUCAUCGAGGAGAUCAUCAAGUCCGAGAUCCUGGACGAGUCGGACAUGUACACUGACAACCGGAGCCGGAAACGAGUGUCUGAGAAGAACAAGCGUGACUUCUCAGCCUUCAAGGAUGCUGACAACGAACUCAAAGUGAAAAUCUCGCCCCAGCUCCUCCUGGCCGCUCAUCGCUUCCUGGCCACGGAGGUCCCCCAGUUCAGCCCCUCUCUCAUAUCGGAGAAGAUCCUGCUGCGGCUGCUCAAGUACCCAGACGUCAUACAGGAGCUCAAGUUCGAUGAGCACAACAAGUACUACGUCCGCCACUACCUGUACACCCGAAAUAAGCCCGCCGACUACUUCAUCCUCAUCCUGCAGGGGAAGGUGGAGGUGGAGGCAGGGAAGGAGAACAUGAAGUUUGAGACGGGUGCCUUCUCCUACUAUGGGACCAUGGCCUUGACCUCGGUCCCCCCUGCGCCGUCAACCCAGGUCAGGUGUCCGCUUGGCAAGCGGAACUCCUUGCUCUCCUGGCUCUCAGACCGCUCCCCGGCCCACCCCAUGCCCCUUAGCCGCUCGGCCUCCCUCAGUUACCCGGACCGCACAGAUGCUGCGACCACAGCUACGACCCCCUUGGCGGGCAGCAGCAACCAGUUCGGUAGCUCCGUCCUGGGCCAGUACAUCUCUGACUUCAGCGUGCGGGCGCUGAUGGACCUGCAGUACAUUAAGAUCACGAGGCAGCAGUACCAGAACGGGCUGCUGGCCUCGCGCAUGGAGAACAGCCCUCAGUUCCCCAUGGACGGGUGCACCACCUGCAUGGACAGCCCUGCCGAGAAAUGUGAGCUGCCCGUGGUGGACGAGACGACGACGCUUCUCAACGAGCGCAACUCCUUGCUGCACAAAGGCUCCCACGAGAGCGUCAUCUGACAGGAGGGCCCGGGGCCCCCCGCCCACCCUGCGGGGGCCUCCCCAGUGGGCCCGCAUCAAGAGAGGGAGCCUGUACAGCCAGAAGGGUAGACGGCCAUGGCCCAGCCAGCUGAGCAGCCAGAUGGCCCCUGUGUGGGCAUUUGGCCUCUCUGGGGGCCUCCGACCAGCUCGGAGGUGGCCGUGGCUACCUGGCCUGGACUGGUGGGACAGUGGGCUGGCUACCUUGAGCAAAGGCAAUUUUUUACUGAAAGAAUUUCUAAAUGGGACUUAGUGCUCCUCUUUUUAAGUAUCAUUUUGGGAAGGGAAGACAGGGUUAAGGAACUUUAUUUAAAAAAAAUACAAACUUUUUUUUUUCUUCCGGAGGGGGAGGGUAUCUCACCCCGGGAAGCAAUAGCCAUAAUGUGCUCCCAGCCGUGACCUCCCAGCUUCUGUCCCUGACUCAGGGAGCCCACCCUCCCUUUCCUGCACCUGCUCCACCUCUGCCGCCACCUCCAGCUGCAGAGGUGGGACCCCAGAGCCUGCUGGGGGCGAGUUGUCUCUCGGGAAGAAGGCGGCUGUCCCCAGGAAGCAGAGCACCACGUGGUGUUGACAUCAGUGGUGUGGACAUGUGCACCGAGGCUGGUCUGAAGUCGCCAAGGCCGAGGGCUGCUGGAUAACUGUGAUCAGGGACACGAUUAUCUAGCUGUAGAGAAGAGCACACGUACUCCUGUCAACCGCUGGACCCAGGAGCCUCCCCGGUUGUCCCGGUGAGUCGGGGCUCAGCCGAGGACUCUCCCCCGCCUCCCAUCUGCCCUGGGGACAAUGUCCUCCUCCUGGUCCUGGGGCUGACUCAGAGCAUCAAGUAGGGCCCCAGGCCUGUCUGAUUGCUGCCCUGCCCUCACUCGUACCAAAGGUUGCCCCCUCAGCGGGGCUGGCAUCUUCUACGUCGGACGUGACUUGUCAAGGUGACUCUGGCGUCUGUGUUGUUAGCAGCUAAUCCCACCGCCACCUCACAAGGAGAGUCAAGGCUCAGCUGUCGCCAUGAAGCCCUUUCCGGAACUUCCUGUUUCUAAUCCCCAAACCUCACUCCUCCCGGGGGUUGGGGACAAGAGGACAUGGUGGAAGCCACUGAGCAAGUUCUAAUUGCCCUUUCUUCUGCGGCGGCCCAAGGCUCACCUGACCUUGUUCAUCCACCUUUGGAAUUCAGGAAAAGAGAGUUCUGCUAAAGGCAUGCAGCUGGCGGCCCCCCUUCCCCGUGCCUGCGAGAUCCUUGGGCAGUCACACGGGCCUUGUCUGCAGCCAGUGGUCCUGUACGGAAGGUGCCAUCUGUGGGAAAGCCUUCCCGGCGCCUUUUUCCUGGGCUGACCUGACCCUGCCACAGAGCUCCAGGCUUCCGCUGGGGAGACCGUGGGACCAAGGGCUGUGUCGGCCCUUCUGUCAGGUGGGACAGAAGCUGGGGCCUUGAGAUCCAGGUAAAGGAGACCGCGGGCCUCCCGCCUGAGUAUUCACGCACUCCUGUCUCAGUCCACGGAGCCCUGUCACCCCAAGUGCUCUGCUUUCCAGCCGCCUGCCCCUGGCCAGUCUGAGUGCUUCCUCAGUCACAGAAUUUACUCCUAAAAGCCUGAACGGUAGGUGGUGACACCCAUGGGUUCUCAUUCAUCCAUAAGGAAAAAAAGACAUGGGACCUUUGGUCCCUGGUAGGGAAACCUCUUUGUUUUCUGCAGGAGCAGCUUGCUCCCGAGUCCUUGUAAGAGCCGGCAGAGCCACGUUCCUGAGCGAUCCGUGUGCAGGCACAGCAAAACGCAUCGGCCCCACCCAAGUGGGUGUGCGUGCAGCAAAAGGAGCAGGUGUACGCACUUCCACAGCUACCUCUGUGCACACACAGUUUCUACCAACAGGUGGUCCUUCCCCCGUUCCUUCCCCGUUACAAUCACUUCUUGUAGAGGGUCAUAAUUAUUUCCAAAUAUUACUGGUCCGAUGACUUCCUCCUCCCAGUGCAAUUUUUCACUUCCUAUUCCAACCUCCGGUUCUUGGGCUGAGCCAUACCCUGGACCUGGCCCACCCUGCUUGUCUUCCUUGUUAGGGAGACCUUUGCAACUGGCAUCCAAAUGGGUAGGCAAGUCACAGCCACCGUAGCAAGUAACUCCUAUUUAUUUUGCGUAAGAUUUUAAUUUGUAUAUUUUUGUGAUUUAUUUUGGCAUUGUUAUGAGUUUGACUCUCGGGGAGUUUUGUUGUUAUGACUCUUGUGUCUUUUGUCACAAAACAAUGAUAAUAUUUGCUAAACAAUAUAUGGAAUUUAUUUUUGAUUGGUAAUAAAAGAUGAAAUAUAUAUAAAUCUUGGUGAGCUGCACCUGGCAUGUUUGAGUUGUGUCCGUGUUCCCUGUCUGUCACAGAUGCAGAAGUGACUGUGGCUGGCUGUCACAUAAGACAGGACAAGGGGCAGCAGAGUAUCCUUAGGUCGUUUAGCAGGGAGAGGCUAGCAGAAAUUAAUUUACAAAAUGGAUCCACGGUCAAGGCUGUUGGCACAGGAGUCCAGAGUGGCAGGUGCUGGUAGACAUCCAGGUGAAGUGCCCCGGGCCAUGGCCACAGCCUGUGAACCAGCUGCCACAGGGGCUUAACCUGCAGCAGCUGGAGGCGCACCUGGGACGGGCAGCUCACCCCUUCCUUUCCUGGGAGCAGAGGGGUGAAUGGAGCUUGAUCCAGAAGUAUGAUCGCGUCUUUAUACGCUGCAGCGGCGCUACUCCGGGGCCGGUUGUGGUUUCAAAGUUGAAGUGUUCAUCCCUUGGACGCCUUGAGUGACAGUCACUUCCCUGCACCCACCCCAAAGCUGCAGCUGCACAGACCCCUCUUCCAGCACGUGUAGAUGUUGCUGGCUGGUGGGAGCGAUCAAGUACACUGAGGCCAGGGCUCCACAAUCCUGGCUUAACUUGAGCAGACAGACUGGGGAGUCUGGAGGAAGGGAGGCACUUGGGUAAGUGACAAAAGGAAGAGGAUAUUCCAGAAGAAAGGAGGAACAAAUAGAAAAUGUGCGUAGGAGGGCUCCAUCUGCUUCACACAUCCAAGACCCACUACGGGCCAGGUGCUGCGGACUCAUCAGUGAGUUCAGUGAGGAAGACCUCCUAUGGAGACGGUCACACCAGGGCCUUUUGACUUGCUGUCUCCUUUGCUUAGGACACUUCUUCCGGGUGGAGUGAAGCUCACCCCCUAUUUUAAGUCUCUGUUCAAAUGUCACCUCCUUGUUGAAGGCUUCCCUGAUUACCCCCAUCUCAAACAGCAUCUCCCAACCCUUCCCCAACCCCUCUGUCUCCUUAUCUUGCCCUGCUUUUCUCUAUAGCACUUACUGCUGUAUAUUUAAAAAACAGACUUGUGGGGCAGGCAUUGUGGCACAGCCAGUUAAACCGUGGCUUGUGAUAUGCCAGCAUACCAUCUUUGAAUCCCAGCCGCUCAGCUUUCUGCUAAUGCGCCUGGGAAGGCUGCAGAUAACGGCCCAAGAGCUUGGGUCCCUGCCACCCACAUGGACGACCAGGGUGGAGUUUCUGGCUCCUGGUUUUGGCCUGGCCCAGCCCUGGCUGUUGUGGGCAUUUGGGGAGUGAACCCGUGGAUGCAAGAGACCUCUCUCUCAUCUUUGUCCCUCUGCAGUGAGGGACCUUAAAGCCCGCUGAUGCUGUGGAUAAGCAGGGAUGGGACAGAGAAUGGCACGGAGCAAGGAACGAGCUGGUGAAGUGCUGGUGAAUGCCACCUGGAGCAGCUUUGUUUGCCUCCUACUGGACGAUGCGUAUCUCUGGGUAGUCACACUUUAUAAGUCUCAUCCAGCUGUUCUGCCAUGCAGAGUUGUUUUUUUCCUCCAAGAAUUAGAAUUGGUUGUUUCCCAAGGGUACUUGAUGCAAGGUGUCCAGCGUGUAACAAAUCUUCCCAGGCAGACGAAUCAAUUAAUUCACAGGCUUUUAUUGGGGUUCCGCUCCCUGGCGAGGUUCCCCAGUCCCAACAGAGCAACAGAGCAGGGGCCGGGGAAGUCGCGUGUCAGAGAUUGGGAGAGCUCCUUUUAUAGAUACAGGGCAUGGGGGUUAAAGGUUGAGGCGGGUCUGAUCCUCAUUGGUUGACCUUUAGGCACCCGCAGGGACCUUGACAAGGACUUUUCUUCCCCGCAAGUACAGGUAGGAACUUUCCAUUCCCGGAAGUAUAGGCCUUCCUUCCACGCAGAUCCCAAAGCUACCACUUGAGACUAAGGAAAAAGUACCUCAACAAAGGUGAGAGCCCUGUCUCUAACUCCUCUCUCCUCUGGAACUGUUCUUCGCUAAUUAACGACUUCGCAGGCACUUGACAUGUUUGAAGCACAUCCAUCAGUUAUCUCUCAAUGUAGGCCUUUUACCUUGACUUGGAGACAGAGAAAUGAGAACUAAAGAAGCUCAGUCCAUUGAAUAGGAGUAAAAAUUUCUAGUUAACUAAGCUUAAGUUUUAAAAAAAAUUUUGAAGUCAGUGUUUAAAAUUUCUUUAUCGAAGGAGGUGGGCACUGUGGCACACUGAGUUAACUGCAUCUUGGGACACCCGCUUCCCACGUUAGAGUGCCAGUUCCACUUCCAAACCAGCUCUGCUAAUGCACCCGAGAGGGCAGCAGAUGAAGGUCCAAGUAUUUGAGCCAUGCCACACACAUGGGAGACUCGCAUGGAGCUCCGGGCUCCUGGCUUUGGCCUUGCCCAGCCGUGGCUGUUGCAGGCAUUUGGGGAGUGAACCAGCAGAUGGAAGAUAUCUUUCUCUGUCACUCUGCCUUUUGAAUAAAUAAAUAAUGACUCUUUGAAAAAAAAAAAA
Messenger RNA from Oryctolagus cuniculus (rabbit), 7261 nucleotides. It is a transcript of the gene CNNM4, whose product is annotated as cyclin and CBS domain divalent metal cation transport mediator 4. Gene Ontology annotation, biological process: magnesium ion homeostasis; magnesium ion transport. NCBI's taxonomy places the organism in Eukaryota, Metazoa, Chordata, Mammalia, Lagomorpha, Leporidae. The record is from RefSeq and is a predicted model, not a curated record. Gene Ontology annotation, molecular function: sodium ion transmembrane transporter activity; magnesium ion transmembrane transporter activity. Gene Ontology annotation, cellular component: plasma membrane.